Molecule: messenger RNA, 2869 nt
Organism: Tripterygium wilfordii
Lineage: Eukaryota; Viridiplantae; Streptophyta; Magnoliopsida; Celastrales; Celastraceae
Product: phosphatidylinositol/phosphatidylcholine transfer protein SFH12-like
Exons: 15
Coding region: 984-2696 (570 amino acids)
Source: RefSeq, a predicted model, not a curated record
AAUUAAGAUAAUUGGGUUGCACACAAAGAAGAUUGAGGUUCUGCCACAAAAUAGCGGUAACAAUUGUCCAUUGUUGUUCGGGUCUAGAAGUUUUGAUAGUAUCUAAGACAUUGAUUGACAGGUUUAAUUACUGCGAAGAAAGGGGGAUGAAGAAGGUUGUAAUGAAGAUAUCCUUCAGUUGUGGGGAAAGAGAAAUCGUUUUGGUGAUAACAUAGUUGGUAAAUCUCUAUGCAAACAAAUCAUAUGGACUUCGGAGGCCCUAAGUUCGAUCUUAUUGGGAGCAAUACUAUUUUGGUCACGCACUAGAGUUAUGCCCAACUUAUCUUGUCGUCUGGUGGAAACUUCCAUGCACAUAGGCCUGUUUGCUUGAGUUUAAGUCCAUAUCGGAUGUUCAAAAAAUCAAGUUUGUAUAGCUUCAUUAUUGGUCAAAAAAAGAGAGCAAAACUUACCAAAGUUUUUCCAGUUUUCCUGAACUGAACUGGAUCUGAACUUAACAAGCCCAAGCUCGCCUAAUGUUUACGAUGGGUCAGACCAGUGGGCUCAGUUAUUGGAUUCACAUAAACGGCCCAGUGGGCUGGGAUAAAGCCACGUGGCAUAUGAAUGAAGAAGGCAAUUUUGCCGCGCGAGGAGGACAACCCCAUCCUCUCCCACAGAGCAGUAACAGCUACAAGUAUGGCAGUUGUGGACCUGGUCAACGACGCCAUAAAAGCUAAUGCCAAAAGAAGCUUAUUUUCUCUCUCUUAUGGACCCGUCGUGAGCGCCUCACUGUCACCCCCCGCCAUUGUAGAAGGGAAGUCAAAGCCCUCACAAAAACGGAGGGUUGUACGGACCUUUAGAAACCUAUAUUCCUCCCUUCCCCUCAUUCCUCUACUCUUUGCAGAGGCAUUUGGCCAGGGCUUCGGUUUCGGCUUCUCCGAUUGUGAUAUGAGUGCUUGAAUCUUCUGCCCUUUACUACACCACCCACCGACGGAGCGAACGACGUUAUGGCUUCAGUCUCUGGCCCUUUGUCUCCCCAACCAGUUCCCGAGGUUGGCUUCCUUGAGGAUGAGAAGAAGACUAGGAUUGCAUCCUUAAAGAAGAAAGCAAUCAAUGCCUCCAACAAGUUCAGAUCUUCUCUGACCAAAAGGGGUAGGAGGAGUAGUAAAGUCAUGUCUGUUGACAUUGAGGAUGUGCAUGAUGCGGAAGAGUUGCAAGCCGUUGAUGCUUUCCGCCAAAUACUUAUACUGGAAGAACUACUGCCUUCAAGACACGAUGAUUAUCAUAUGUUGCUCAGAUUUUUAAAGGCCAGGAAAUUUGAUAUUGAGAAAACAAAGCAAAUGUGGUCAGAUACGCUCCAGUGGAGGAAGGAGUUUGGUGCUGAUACAAUUAUGGAGGAUUUUGACUUCAAGGAACGCGAUGAAGUGAUGCAAUAUUAUCCCCAAGGGCAUCAUGGAGUAGAUAAGGAGGGAAGACCAGUGUACAUUGAAAGACUUGGUCAGGUGGAUUCUACCAAGCUGAUGCAAGUCACAACCAUGGAUCGUUAUUUGAAAUACCACGUCUUGGAGUUUGAGAGGACCUUUGCUGAUAAGCUUCCAGCUUGUUCAAUAGCGGCAAAGAAGCAUAUUGAUCAAAGUACCACCAUCCUGGAUGUGCAAGGAGUGGGUCUUAAGCAAUUUAACAAAGCUGCAAGGGAUCUUAUUAUGCGCCUUCAAAAGAUUGAUGGUGACAAUUAUCCUGAGACCUUGAACCGCAUGUUCAUCAUCAAUGCAGGUUCUGGAUUUAGAAUGUUGUGGAACACUGUUAAGUCUUUCCUUGAUCCUAAGACAACCGCAAAGAUCAAUGUUCUUGGCAAUAAGUAUCAGAGCAAGUUGCUUGAGAUAAUUGAUGCUAGUGAGUUGCCAGAGUUCUUGGGAGGUACAUGUACUUGUGCUGAUAAAGGAGGCUGCAUGCGUUCUGAUAAGGGGCCUUGGAACGAUCCAGAGAUAAUGAAGAUGGUUCGAAAUGGCAAUCAUAAAUGUACAAAGAAGUCCGAGAGUCAAAACACUUGUGAGAAGACUAUUCCAGAGGAUGUUAUCUACCCAAAGGGAUCUGACUCUGCUGAUGUGGAGCCAGCUGUUGAGCACCCACAAGUCUUUCCGGUACAAAAAGCUGCCAACUACAACUACGAGUUUGUCCCAAUGGUUGACAAAUCUGUGAACUCAACCUGGAAAAAAGUGGUGGAGGACCCCCCUUUAAAAGAUGCAGACUGCUACGCUGUGCAUGAUGCUGGCAGGGUUCCUCCUGAAGGGGUUAAUGCUCCGAUUUACACUGGCGUCAUGGCCUUUGUUACAGGCAUUGCCACCAUGAUCAGAUUGACACGCAACAUGCCUAGAAGGCUCACUGAUGGCACUGUCUACUCUAAGCCUGAUUACUGUGAUGACUCGGUGGUUGAAUGCAAGGCAAAGCAGUUGCCUGCACCAACUGUCUCCAGUGCUGAGUACAUGACUGUCCUGAAAAGCAUGGCUGACUUGGAACAGAGGGUGAAUGUGUUGAGCAUGAAACCCACCAUGCCACCUGAGAAGGAGGAAAUGUUGAAUGUUGCUAUUAGCCGUGUUAGCGCCUUGGAGCAAGAGCUUAUGGCAACCAAGAAGGCGUUGGAGGAUUCUCUUGCUCAACAGCAGGAGCUUGUAGCUUAUCUUGACAAGAAGAAGAAGAAAAAGAAGCUGUUCAACUGGUAAAGGAAGAAAAACUGAAAGCCGGGAGGGGAGAUGCUCCGGAAACUGGUGGUGUGGUGGUUCUCUCAUUUCUGUACUACAGGGCCGCCCAAAUGCACUCUUGUUUCAUGUUUCAAAUAUGUACCAAAAUACCAUUUGAAAGUUUUGUCCCGGAAAUAAAAGUUGUCAUUAUUUCA